Styela clava is the source of this 2363-nucleotide messenger RNA. Lineage: Eukaryota; Metazoa; Chordata; Ascidiacea; Stolidobranchia; Styelidae. The record is from RefSeq and is a predicted model, not a curated record.
GUAACCUAUAGUUUGAUAGUGGAAAAGUGUGUUCCAUUACCUGUAUACAUACAUAUUCUGGAAAGGAUUUGAAAAAAAGUGACAUGGACUGGAAAUCCAAAUUGAAAAAUGCUUUGCAGUCACAAGCUACAUCAAGUACUUCGGCUGAAACAGAAGAGGAAAAAACAGCAAAAGAGUUGAAUCAAUUUACUGAAUUAUAUACAAAAUGGAGAGGCAGUUCAACCAGCAAAUGUGAAACAUACAAAACCAUUCCACGAUUUUAUUACAGGCUUCCUGCUGAGGAUGAAAUUUUAUUGCAAAAAUUAAGAGAAGAAUCCAGAGCUGUUUUUCUUCAACGAAGAAGCAGAGAAUUGCUUGAUAAUGAUGAGUUACAGAAUCUUUGGUAUCUUCUUGAUAAACAUCAUACACCCCCUACUACAAAUGAAGAACAAAUGAUCAAUUAUGAAGAUUUUCUGGAAGUUGGGAAGAAAGCAGGAGAGAAAUGCAAACAAUUUUUUACAGCGAUAAUUUUUUCAAAGUUAAAUCAAAAAGAUUAUAUGGGAAGAAUUUCAAUUUUACAAUUUUUUAAUUAUGUUAUGAGAAAAGUGUGGCUUCAUCAAACAAGAAUUGGUUUAAGUUUAUAUGAUGUGGCCGGACAAGGAUAUUUGAGAGAAGCAGAUUUGGAGAAUUACAUACUAGAACUCAUUCCUACUCUACCUCAACUUGAUGGGCUUGAGAGAUCAUUCUAUUCAUUUUACGUCUGUACAGGGGUUCGAAAAUUUUUUUUCUUCCUGGACCCGAUGAGAACGGGUAGAAUUAAAAUUCAGGACAUACUUGCUUGUGGAUUUCUAGAUGAUUUAUUAGAACUCAGAGAUGAAGAAUUAUCGAAAGAAGUUCAAGAAUCUAACUGGUUUUCUGCACCUUCCGCUUUACGUGUUUAUGGACAAUAUUUGAAUCUUGAUAAAGAUCAUAACGGAAUGUUAAGCAAAGAAGAGCUGGCGAGAUAUGGAACAGGGACAUUAACUAAAGUAUUUCUUGAUCGAGUCUUUCAAGAGUGUUUAACAUACGACGGUGAAAUGGAUUAUAAAACUUAUCUCGAUUUUGUUCUUGCUAUGGAAAAUAGAAAAGAACCUGCUGCGCUACAAUAUCUAUUCAAAUUACUUGAUGUACAAAACAGAGCGUAUCUGAAUGUAUUUUCUUUAAAUUACUUCUUCAGAGCUAUUCAGGAAAUGAUGAAAUUGCAUGGACAGGACCCAGUAUCAUUUGCUGAUGUGAAAGAUGAAAUUUUUGAUAUGGUGAAACCUAACGACCCAUUGAAAGUAACAUUGCAAGAUUUAAUCAGCAGUGGCCAAGGUGAAACUGUAACAAAUAUCUUGAUUGAUCUUAAUGGAUUCUGGACUUAUGAAAACAGAGAAGUUCUUGUUGUAGAUUCUGCAGCAGAUGACGAUGUCUGACAAUUAGUAGUAUUAUCUACUGUGUUACGUUUGCAAUUUCUUCACAAGGCAUCUUAAUAAUCGGAUAUGAAAAAAUGUUGUUAUGCGUUGUGUGGGGCUUACAUGAUUUACAUAUCAGUAGAUGAUUGUGGAGAGCCUUGUUUGGAAUGGGAGUAUGCAAAUAUAAACAAAAUGCUGAUGAAUACACAAGGAAGACAUUUGGUGUGCGAGACUUGGUUUAUACAGUAAUUGACUUAUGCCAAUCACCUUGCCAUAGUUGGGGUAGUUGGAAUUUUGGAGAUGUAAAUUUGAUGAUUUUGUGAUAUUAUGAUAUAAUUAUAUCUUGGGUGAUCUUGAAAUUUAGAAGAUAGGCCUAGGUAUCUUCAUGAACUUUGUUCGGAGUACUUUAUGUAUUCGAAUUUAGAAUUUUUGAUUCAUAAAAAUUUUAACUUGGCUUUCAAGAGUUGUGAAAGCUUGUUUUUAGAAAUAACACAUUUCAUAAUUUUCUAUAUUGUAUAAACUGGAAUUUCUUAGAGUUUUUGACUAAAUUUCUAUUUUUCCAAUAUUUCUAUUUCAUUCAAUUGCUAUCUCUGAAUUUCAAAUAUCAUCAUCAUUCAUCAUUAUGAAUGGUUGAAACUCAGAAAUGAUUUGCAGAGCAGAGUUUUGGAUUACCAAACAAUUUUAAUAUGAAUCCACCAACCUACAGUAUCAUAGCCAUUCAUCUGCUUACUUUGUUUUUAUUAUUUAUACCAACCCUGUCUAGCAAUCAAUCUGCGAUCAAUUUGGAAACCAAUGUUCCAGUUCUGCAAUUCUGUUCCCAACCUAACUGAUCAUAUUAUAUUUUAAUAAAACAGGGCCAUUCCCUGCCAUAGCCGCAGGAUCCUCUAUUUGUGUUAUGAACUCUUUUUUUAACUUUUUUAACACAUAUUUUUUGAUUUCUCAUAUUUCUAG